Messenger RNA from Lathyrus oleraceus (garden pea), 1768 nucleotides. Its product is annotated as sugar transport protein 14. Gene Ontology annotation, biological process: monosaccharide transmembrane transport. Gene Ontology annotation, molecular function: monosaccharide transmembrane transporter activity. Gene Ontology annotation, cellular component: membrane. The transcript is spliced from 3 exons. The record is from RefSeq and is a predicted model, not a curated record. Bases 91 to 1629 code for a protein of 512 amino acids. Lineage: Eukaryota; Viridiplantae; Streptophyta; Magnoliopsida; Fabales; Fabaceae.
GUCUCUCCUUUUUGCCGGAGAAACCAACAAAAAGGGAGACAAAACAACCCACAUGUAGGCAAAUCCAUAUAAAAACAAAUCAUAAAAGAUAUGGCAGGUGGUGGAUUUUCAGAUGCAGGUGCUCUCAAAAGAGCUCAUCUUUAUGAAUACAAGAUUACAGGAUACUUCAUCUUUUCUUGCAUUGUUGGUGCUCUUGGGGGCUCUCUUUUUGGUUAUGAUCUUGGUGUUUCAGGUGGAGUUACAUCCAUGGAUGAUUUCUUGAUUGAAUUCUUCCCUCAUGUUUAUGAAAGGAAACAUGCACACAUGGCAGAAACUGAUUAUUGUAAAUAUGAUGAUCAAAUGUUGACACUUUUUACAUCGUCUUUGUAUUUUGCUGCCUUGAUAUCCACGUUUGGUGCUUCAUCUGUAACAAAAAACAAAGGAAGGAGAGCCAGUAUUAUUUUUGGUUCUAUUAGCUUUUUCAUUGGAGCUGUCAUGAAUGCUGCGGCUGUUAACAUUACUAUGUUGCUCCUUGGACGCAUUUUUCUCGGUAUUGGAAUUGGAUUUGGUAAUCAGGCUGUUCCUUUAUAUCUGUCAGAAAUGGCUCCAGCAAAAGUGAGAGGAGCAGUGAACCAACUAUUUCAAUUGACAACAUGUUUGGGAAUAUUGAUUGCUAACUUGAUCAAUUAUGGAACUGAGAAAAUUCAUCCAUGGGGAUGGAGAUUAUCUCUUGGUUUAGCAGUAGUUCCAGCACUUGUUAUGUUUAUUGGUGGUUUAUUAUGUCCCGAGACACCGAACAGUCUUGUAGAACAAGGCAAAAUGGAAGAGGCAAGAAAGGUUUUGGAGAGAGUUAGAGGUACUCCUAAUGUUGAUGCUGAAUUUGAAGAUCUUGUUGAAGCAAGCAGAGAAGCACAAUCCAUCAAGAAUCCAUUUCAGAAUCUUCUUUUGAAAAAGAAUAGACCACAAUUUAUAAUUGGUGCAUUGGCUAUUCCUGCAUUCCAACAAUUGACAGGAAACAACUCUAUUCUCUUUUAUGCACCUGUCAUUUUCCAGACUCUUGGAUUCGGCUCUGCAGCAGCUCUUUAUUCUUCUACCAUUACUAGUGUUGCACUUGUUCUUGCCACUCUGAUCUCUAUGUUUUAUGUUGACAAGUUUGGUAGGAGAGUUUUCUUUUUAGAUGCUGGUGUUCAAAUGUUCUUGUGCAUGGUUGCUACAGCAGUAGUUUUGGCUCUUGAGUUUGGCAAAGGCAAACAACUAUCAUUUGGAGUUAGCAUCUUUCUAGUGAUUGUGAUAUUCCUAUUUGUGUUAGCAUAUGGAAGAUCAUGGGGACCCUUAGGAUGGUUGGUUCCAAGUGAGCUCUUCCCAUUAGAGAUAAGAUCAGCUGCACAAAGUGUUGUUGUGUGUGUCAACAUGAUCUUCACUGCCAUUGUUGCACAAUUCUUCCUCACAUCACUCUGCCACCUUAAAUAUGGAAUCUUCUUGCUCUUUGGAGGCUUGAUUGUUGUUAUGAGCUGUUUUGUGUUCUUUCUAUUACCUGAGACAAAGCAAGUUCCAAUUGAAGAAAUUCAUCUUCUCUUUGAGAAUCAUUGGUUCUGGAAGAAAAUUGUAGUUGAUGGAAAACAAGAGAGAAUAUCAAAUGAACAGGCUUAACACAUCAACAAAUUCAACCACAAAAUAUUUGUUGGCAUUUUGAGAAGGGAGAGUGAGAAGAUUUAAAAAUGUCAUACUUUUAUGUUUUGUGAAUAUUAUGUUUACAUGGAAUGGAAGUGGAAUAUAUUAUCCUUUUGAA